Molecule: messenger RNA, 273 nt
Organism: Anopheles marshallii
Lineage: Eukaryota; Metazoa; Arthropoda; Insecta; Diptera; Culicidae
Gene: Tim8
Product: mitochondrial import inner membrane translocase subunit Tim8
Exons: 2
Coding region: 1-273 (90 amino acids)
Source: RefSeq, a predicted model, not a curated record
AUGUCGAGUUUUGGAAGUAGCGACGCGACCAAACCAAACGUCGAUCCUGAGUUGCAGGAUUUUCUUAUGGCUGAAAACGAACGUGCCCGGCUCAGUGCACAGAUCCAUGAGUUUACUGACAUCUGCUGGGACAAAUGUGUGGAGAAACCGAGCAACAAACUAGACAGCCGGACGGAAACAUGUUUAGCGAAUUGUGUAAACCGUUUCGUUGAUACGUCGCUUUUGAUAACGCAGCGUUUUGCGCAAAGUUUGCAAAAGAGCCAAGGAAUGUAA